Molecule: messenger RNA, 4149 nt
Organism: Stomoxys calcitrans (stable fly)
Lineage: Eukaryota; Metazoa; Arthropoda; Insecta; Diptera; Muscidae
Gene: cysu
Product: peroxidase
Exons: 10
Coding region: 1326-3602 (758 amino acids)
Biological process (GO): response to oxidative stress
Molecular function (GO): heme binding; peroxidase activity
Source: RefSeq, a predicted model, not a curated record
CCGUGUGUACAUCGCUGGAGUGUCAGUGCUUACCUGCCAGAUUUGUAUGGCGGAUUGUAUUCCAUAUCGGUGUUUUUUGGAUUUUCUUCACCAGCAAUUGGCCAAAGUAAUCAGUUAAUUGUGGGACAUACAACGUAAAGGUUGUAAAGCGCGGAUAACGGUUCAAGCUGUUUAUUUUCUUGUGUAUUUUGGUAAAAGAAAAUAAAAACACCCAACGAAAAGAAGUGAUUUUCUAGUGAAUUGAAGUGAAACAACCCCAACAACAUAAUCACAGUGAAAUGCUAAGAGAAUCAUAUGGCCGUGAAGUUAAAAUGAAGAUGUCUUAAAGAAGAAUAUCUUAAUUGAAUUAUAACGAAUAAAAAAAAAAACGGCCAAAGCAUUGUUGCUGUACUGCUGCUACGCACAAUUCCAACCUCAAAAAAAAAAAUUAACUACAAUUCAUACGGGGAAAGUUAGGCGGAAGAAAGUAAUAAACAAUUUAAUUCAAAUUCUAAAGAAGAAGCUAAGAAAAGAAGAAACAAAUCAUCACACAUAAUAUUUUGUUUUCACAUGCCAUAUUGAUGACAAGCAUUUGUUGGUGGGGGUAAAUAGAAAACAACAACAACAACAAGAAUAACAAGAACAAAAGAAAAAACAACAAUAACAAUAGGUUCUUGGCUUCCACCUAUGAGUGUUUGUGUGUGUGUGUGUGUACUAUAGUUUGUGUGUAUUGUCAUACCGGACACAGACUAGUAGCUGACUGAUGUAAACAAAAGACUUAAGACACAAACUUUUCAAAGUGCAUAUUCUCGCUCUCCAUACAUGUGGCGGCGGGAGACCAACAAAUAUUGCAAAUAAUACGACAAAAAUCAUAUGAUUAACGUACUUUAACGUUUCUUUGCGUAAUUAAGGCCAUUUCGUUUUGUGGUUUUAUCCGCUCCGAGUGUUUGUGUGUGUGUGUGAGCGCGAUUUUUUUUGUUUAUUAUCUUGCGGUGGCAUUAAAGUCAUACACUCCGCAGCCAAUCUUAGUGUUAAUUAGUAAGCAGUACAUCUACUAUAGAAAAGAAAAAACCUACAAAAACAUACACAUUUGCCAGAAGCAUACACAGAGCAAUCUAAUUCAUUUCAUUGAUGCCAUAAUUGGAUUAAAAAUAUUUCCUUUGGUGUUUUUGUAUUUCCUUCUUGUGAAGUACUCGAAAAAACUGUAACAGCGACAACAACUACAGCAGCUUUUUUGUGAGCUACAACAACAGCCAAGAUUUGUUACCAACUGUAGCUACGUUAUUGUCAAAAUUAAAGUCAUUAACAGCACAAUUGCCACUUGCAGCAGAUUUUAUUUUAACAACAUGAUUUUAAGAAUAUUUCUAUUAACAGCAGCCCUGCUGUCACCCUACCUUAUCGAAGCACAAUUCCAUAAUUUUGGUGAAGCCAUAAAUACAUCACCAGUGGGUGGUGAUUGUACUCUUAUACUAGCCGGUCCAGGCAGAUCAUCAGUAUAUGAUUACAGUGUGAAUUUAUUCCGGGGAUCGCUAACUCCGUACAAUGGUGACUCAACUUGUAUAACAUAUGAUGCUGUUAACGCUGCCUAUUUGGAUGCACGCAAGAGAAUACAUGUAUCUCAACCCAAAGGAGAUUGGAAAACUGAAGAUAUAGCCACCGUGGGUGAACUGCUCUUGGACAUUUCCAUACAAUUGGCCAGAACUUAUGGCCUAUCGUACGAAGAAAUUGAAAAGGGGCUGCCCACCAUCGACACCUCCAAGACACUGAUACGUGAGGUGUGCCCACCAUUUUUCUCUGGCGUUGAAUGCCGUCCAGGCAAAUACAGGCGUUUCGAUGGUUUAUGCAACAACAUUGAACAUCCCACAUGGGGAGCUGCUAUGUCACCGUUCCAGCGCUUGAUUGGCCCCCUUUAUGCUGAUGGCAUUAAUGCUCCACGUAUUUCGGUAACGGGUCGUGAUUUGCCUUUCUCGCGUGUGGUAUCGCGUACAAUGCAUCCCGAUGAUGGUUAUCAUGAUCAUGCUGGUACUGUUAUGGUCAUUGCUUGGGGUCAGUUUAUGGAUCACGAUUUCACCCUAACAGGCACACCCUUGGAUCCCAUCAAUCGUAAUGAUCCCGAGGAGUGUUGCAAACGCCCUUUGCAUUUGAAGCAUCCCUAUUGCAAUGAGAUCCGUGUGCCCGAUGAUGAUUACUUCUAUCGUCUUUUCAAUGUUAAGUGCAUUGAUUUUGUUCGUGGCUUCCCUUCACCCAGACCAGGCUGUCGUUUGGGCUCCCGUCAACAAUUCAAUACCUUAACUGGCGUUAUUGAUGCCAAUACUGUCUAUGGUGUUAAUGAGAAAUUUGCCCGCAAACUACGUACCGGUUAUGGUGGUCUAAUGCGUAUGAACCCUGUGUUCCAAGAGUAUGGCCUUAAGGAUUUAUUACCCCUCAAACUUGAUAUCCCCGAAGAAGGUUGCACCAGACCCAACAAGAGUAUGUUCUGUUUUGAGGCCGGUGAGAUUCGUGUCAAUGAACAAUUGGUCUUGACCUGCAUGCACACCCUGAUGGCCAGAGAACAUAAUCGUUUGGCUACCGGACUGGCCCACAUCAAUAAACAUUGGGAUGAUGAGACCCUAUUCCAGGAGGCCAGACGUAUUAAUAUUGCCAUUGUCCAACAUGUGACCUACAAUGAAUUUUUGCCUAUUCUAUUGGGUAAAGAGGUUAUGGAGAAAUUCGGUUUGGUUUUGCAAAAGGAUGGCUAUUGGGAUGGCUAUGAUCCUAAGGUUAAUCCCGGAAUUAUUGAUUCAUUUGCUGGUGCUGCCUUCCGUUUUGGUCAUUCGCUAUUGCCCACAGCCGUUGAACGUUGGUCCAAGGCCCAUAAGUUCAUAGCCUCCAAGAGAUUAUCGGAUUUGAUCAGACGUCCCUAUGAUUUGUAUAGAGCUGGUGUUUUGGAUGAAUAUUUCAUGGGUCUGAUGAAUCAAGUGGCCCAGGCUAUGGAUGAUUCCAUAACUCAAGAGGUAACCAAUCAUUUGUUUAAGAAAGAAGGUGCUAGAUUUGGCAUGGACUUGGUGUCAUUCAAUAUGCAAAGAGGCCGUGAAUUUGGCAUACCCGGCUAUAUGGAGUUCCGUAAGUUCUGUGGUCUACCUACCUCGAAUACCUGGGACGAGAUGUUUGGCUCCAUGCCCAAUGAUACAAUUUUGAGAUAUCAAAGCAUAUUUGAGCAUCCUGCCGAUAUUGACUUAUGGUCUGGCGGUGUCUCUGAAAAGUCACUGCCCGGUUCCAUGUUGGGACCCACUUUCGCCUGUGUCAUUGCCACUCAAAUGAGUUAUUUGAGACGUGGCGAUCGUUUCUGGUAUGAAUUACCCAAUCAGCCAUCUUCAUUUAGUCCCGAACAACUACAGGAAAUACGCAAGGCCAAAUUGUCGCGUUUGAUAUGUGACAAUACCGAUUUAAUUGAUACAGUACAAAUAUAUCCCAUGGUGUUGCCAGAUCAUGAAAUUAACCCUCGUGUACCUUGUAAGAGUGGUGUUAUACCAUCCAUCGAUUUGAGCAAAUGGGCCGAUUAUGCUAGUCAUGAUGUAGCUUCACCAGUCUUUAAUUACAUCAACGAAAUUCCCGAUACUCUACUCAAUUUCCGCAAAAAAUAAGGAUGAUAAUGAACUAUUUGAUUUUCUUCAGUCUAAGUCUUCCAUCACCAACUUUUUCUUCUCUUUUUAAAAUAGUCAAGGAUUAUUUCAACUUUAAACAAUCAAACAAUCCAAACUUCCACCCCCCAAUGGAGUUCCCAAUAAUGAGCUAUGCAUUUCAGAAUUUAAAAAUCUAUUCUAAGUCAUUUUUAUUUGUCUAUUACCAUCCCCCUAUUUUAUAAAAAAAAUAAACACCUUUAGGUGUUUUUGUAUUGCUCUAAAUAUUUCAUUAUUGUUUAUUAUGACGAUAACUUAAAUGCAAAAUGAGCUAAGUUAAAAAAUUUCGUCAUCAUAAAAUCUGAAGAUAGUAAAUGUUUUUAAUAUAGUAAUUUUAAAAAACUUCUUAUAAAACAAAUCGAGUGCACACAAAAUUAAAUUUUGUCCAAAUUAAUUUUUUUUAGAUCUUUGUAUUGUUUGUUGUAAUAUGCAAAAAUAUACAACUUAGCUCAUUGUGCAAACAUGUGCAUCGUUAUAUAUUUCGCAUUUAGUUUUUAUUUUGCAUACGCAU